Trematomus bernacchii (emerald rockcod) is the source of this 1303-nucleotide messenger RNA. Its product is annotated as cytosolic sulfotransferase 3-like. Bases 103 to 993 code for a protein of 296 amino acids. The transcript has 8 exons. Gene Ontology annotation, molecular function: sulfotransferase activity. The record is from RefSeq and is a predicted model, not a curated record. Gene Ontology annotation, biological process: sulfation. NCBI's taxonomy places the organism in Eukaryota, Metazoa, Chordata, Actinopteri, Perciformes, Nototheniidae. Gene Ontology annotation, cellular component: cytoplasm.
GCUGUGUAGUGUGAGAACAGACAGGAAUAUAAAGAGGGAAAGGCUUCAGCAGGAGAAGAGAAAAGUUUCAGAUAUACAGCGGAGUAACCAGCAGCAUUCACCAUGUCAUUAGAUCAGUACAAGGAUUCCCCUCGACCUGAACUGUUUGAUUUCCAUGGAGUUCCAAUGUCCCACUUUUUCACAGACAACUGGGAGAACAUCCAAAACUUUCAGGCCAGGCCCGAUGAUAUACUUAUUGCAACAUACCCCAAAGCAGGAACCACCUGGGCCUCCUACAUUCUGGACCUGCUGUAUUUUGGUCAGCAAGAGCGCCAGACAUCCGUCCCAAUCUAUGACAAGGUGCCUUUCUUGGAGGCUUUCUUCCCGCCUCAUCAUUCAGGAAAAGAUCAGGCGGACAACCUCCCCACAUCUCCUCGACUCAUCAAAACUCACUUUCCAGUCCAGUUUGUGCCUAAAUCCUUUUUGGAACAAAACUGCAGGAUAGUCUACGUUGCCCGCAAUGCCAAAGACAACAUGGUGUCUUAUUUUCACUUUGACCGCAUGAACCUAGCUGAGCCAGAGCCUGGAGAUUGGAGCAACUUCUUCCAGAGAUUCAUGGAGGGAAAGAUGGUGUUUGGAUCGUGGUACGACCAUGUGAACGACUGGUGGAAAAAGAAAGAGAGUUAUCCAAAAAUCCAUUACAUGUUCUAUGAAGACAUGAUUGAGGAUACUGGACGGGAGAUAGACAAACUCUGCAGCUUUCUUGGUUUGUCUCCUUCUGCAGAGGACAAGAUGAAGGUUACAGGGGGGGUGCAGUUUGACAAUAUGAAAAAGGACGGCAUGGCAAACUAUUCUACGAACCCAGUUAUGGAUUUCAAGAUUUCUCCUUUCAUGAGAAAAGGGAAAGUUGGUGACUGGAAGAACCAUUUCACUGUGGCCCAGAGUGAACAAUUUGAUGAAGACUACAAGAAAAAGAUGAAGGAUGCAACACUUCAGUUCCGCACUGAAGUGUGAACAGAACUGGACGGGCUGUGUAUUUUUGGGGAUCAAUGACUGACUGGGCAUAUGUCUUCUCUGUGAGACAAUCAAAAUAUAUGUACGCUUAUAGUAGAACCGUAGAAUCUAUGAUUAUUAUACAUGAGGCUUUACAAAUCUCCAGGUUUAGCCUCACAUACAAUAUUAUUGCACAUGUUAAAGAAAGUAAUACUCAACCUAGUAUUGAAGUUAUUGUUCUCAUCAUCCAUCUGUCCUUUCUGCAGAAGUGGGAUAACUGUAUUGCUUUGUAUACGAUAUGUGUAUAUUUGUAAUUAAACAGCAGCUCAUU